CCCUGUAGUUGUGACACCAUUCCAGACUUUGCGGACUAGUUGUCUGCCUUACGCUUCUUGUGGCUUUCAAAUUAUUUUUGUACCUUCCAAAAAACUUCUUAUGGGACACAGAAGAAAGGAAAAUACAUGAAUAAGGAUUUUCAAUGCAGUUUCCUCCUCACGGACCGAAGGGGGAGGGGGGUGAGUUCCAUGGAAGUUUGUUCCAUUUCCCUCGUUCUUUGUCGUUGUUUCCCGAACAUGUCUUUGAAAAUGUCAGAAAAACUCGUGUGGGGUUCACACACAUAAACCUGGUUCUUAGUCUUGGAUCUGGAGACACAAAAUCGUGUUUGUCAGAGUUGAAGUUGGAUUUGUUUGUGCGGUGUGAAUGUAAAUAUGACAAGGCAAGACUCAAAGAUGAUCCUCAGCUUUACUUGCCUACAGAAGAGAAAAGUAGGGAGUCCAAAUAUGAGGUGGAACAAGGCUCUGGGAAAUUAUUGAAGCCAGAACUGCUGAAGUCCUAUUCCCUGAGAGAAAUCCUGACACACUGUCAUUGUCACAACUUUCUACUCUACUCUGAAGAAACCAGGACCUGGAGAGCACCUCACUUCUCUGAGUUCUUCAGGACCAGAAAGUCUUCAACCUGCUGAAGUCUGUGGCCAGAGAAGUGCAACUCUGACAACAGCAGCUGGUUUCAUCUUGUAAAUUGGGCAAAACAAGACCCAGAUGGACUGUACAACUUCUGUGGGUUCUUCAACACCAAGAAGUAUUUGAGUGAGGAAGUCUAAAGCCAAGUGUACAGAAUACG
Molecule: messenger RNA, 784 nt
Organism: Branchiostoma floridae (Florida lancelet)
Lineage: Eukaryota; Metazoa; Chordata; Leptocardii; Amphioxiformes; Branchiostomatidae
Exons: 4
Coding region: 144-626 (160 amino acids)
Source: RefSeq, a predicted model, not a curated record